AUGGCUCCACAUGCUACAGCUCUUAUGCCCUCUACCUUGUCUACCGACACCCUCAUGGCUGCUCUUGGCAUCAACAGGCCCCCAUCUCUGACCACCUCCACUGUCAACUAUACUCUCCCGGCAGUGACUGAGAUGCCUUGGUGGGAGGCAAUGCAGUCCGUGGCUGAGCUGCCUAUACGUCCUAAGCCUGGCAAGCCAGUGGUCAAGGCAGCAGGGGAGAAGAAGUUGUUUGCAGCAGGUCCGCCUGUCAUGCAUACAGAUGAGUUAUACUGCACCUCUGGAAUCGUUUUCAACUCCGUGAUAGGAUGUACAAAUUUGUGGUCCUGCAAGCAUCUGGAGCAGGAUGAGGAGGGGAACUUUUGGUACUCUCCGGAGAUGGGUGAGAAGAUCAAUGUGACAGAUGUUAUAAUUUGGUAA
Molecule: messenger RNA, 417 nt
Organism: Dacryopinax primogenitus
Lineage: Eukaryota; Fungi; Basidiomycota; Dacrymycetes; Dacrymycetales; Dacrymycetaceae
Exons: 2
Coding region: 1-417 (138 amino acids)
Source: RefSeq, a predicted model, not a curated record